Molecule: messenger RNA, 1248 nt
Organism: Eremothecium gossypii ATCC 10895
Lineage: Eukaryota; Fungi; Ascomycota; Saccharomycetes; Saccharomycetales; Saccharomycetaceae
Gene: AAN1
Product: Aan1p
Exons: 1
Coding region: 1-1248 (415 amino acids)
Source: RefSeq, marked provisional
AUGGGUGACUGCUGCCGGUGCUCACAGCAGUGGCACGUAGCUAGUAAUGGUGCGAAAUCGAUCAAAGAGGGUGCGUCUGGCGGUACAGGCAGAAAGCACGCCCGCCGAUACAAGUUCCAGUUCUACAAGCACCUGCAGUUCCAGGGUACGAGGUACCAGGUGGUGACUUCGCGGCCGUAUCUGAUAGAGCGGUACGGGGAGCGCAAGGCGGCGACGAUCAGGUCGUUUGUCAAGUGCAUCCAUCGGAAAAUCAACGACGAUGUGACACGGAUCAGCGACGAGCGGGUGACGCACGGGGUGUCGAAGUGGGAGAAGUCGAAGCUGUUCCUGCUGCUGGUGACGCUGUCGCAGCGGGGCGGGCCGGAGUACUGGCUGGACAAGACGAACGGGUGCCAGAGCCGCGCGGGCGGAGACGGCGCGCGGAAGAGCGACGAGGUGGAGGAGGGCGGGAGCCGGCGGGGCCAGAGGCUCGUCUGCACACUGGUGGAGCAGAUCAUGCGCGAGAACAUCACGGAGGACUACGACGAGAGCGUGCACGACGAGAACUACGUGUUCUCGUCGAUAUGGGCGAACUUCAUGGAGGGGUUGAUAAACCACUACCUAGAGAAGGUCAUCAUACCCAAGUCCGAGCUGAAGGUGUGCCAGCAGCUGUACAAGCCGAUGAUGAAGAUCAUCUCACUCUAUAACGAAUACAACGAGCUCAUGGACAAGAGCGAGCGCAACGGGUUCUUUCCGGCGCAAGAGGAGGUGUGCGAGAGCGGCGGCGUGGAGCAGCUCAGCGAACGAGCGGAGGACGACGUCUCCACGGACCAGAAGCUGGUGAAGGCACAGAAGCUACUGUGGCAGGCGCGCCAGGACAUCCCCAAGACCAUCAGCAAGGAGCUGACGCUGCUCUCUGAAAUGUACUCUACUCUUAGCGCCGACGAGCAGGACUACGCGUUGGACGAGUUCGUGUGUUGCGCAGAGGAGUACAUCGAGGUGGAGUACCUGCCCGCACUCAUUGACCUUCUUUUCCAGAACUGCGGCACCCUGCUCUUCUGGAAGAUCAUGAUGGUCCUGGAACCUUUUUUCUACUAUAUAGAGGAGGUCGACGACAGCAAUGAGCGUGACGAGGACGAUGACGAGAGCGGCUCCUCGGUGCCCACACCCGCCAACAGCGAGGCAACACACAGGCCGGCGAAGCCCGACCCGCGCAUGGUCACCCUGGAGAAAAUAUGCGAGGUGGCUGCGCGGCAAAAGUGGAUCUAG